AUGGAUGGGGUGGAGGCGGAGGCGGAGGCGGUGGAGGUGGAGGCGGGGGAGGUGGUGGUGGAGGUGGAGGCGGAGGAGGUGGAGGCGGGGGAGGUGGUGGUGGAGGCGGGGGAGGUGGUGGUGGAGGUGGAGGCGGGGGAGGUAGUGGUGGAGGCAGCGGGUAUUUUGGUUGUGGUGGAGAAAGUAACAAUAGACCGAACAUCCCAACAAGAGGAGGGCAAGUCUUCGUUUUUACUCGUCACACUUGAUGCCCGUCCAUUCAGGCGUGGUGAAAGAUCCCCUGGCUGUAGAGGUGGUGGAGGCGGUGAUGGUGAAGGCGAGAAAGGUGACAAACGAGAGGGCGGUGACGAACACGGCGACAAACCAGAUGGUAAUGACACAGGUGACGGUCAUGACAUACCUAAAGACUGCAAGAAACCUGAUGGCAGUUAUACUGGAUUUAGUCGUGGUGGAAAUCCUCCUGGUGGACGUAGAGGUGGCAGCGGAGGCAGACGUCGAAGUGAAGGCAAAAGAGGUCGCAUUGGCCGACCUUGA
Messenger RNA from Liolophura sinensis, 534 nucleotides. RefSeq lists its product as uncharacterized. Lineage: Eukaryota; Metazoa; Mollusca; Polyplacophora; Chitonida; Chitonidae. The record is from RefSeq and is a predicted model, not a curated record. Bases 1 to 534 code for a protein of 177 amino acids. The transcript has 2 exons.